Ascoidea rubescens DSM 1968 is the source of this 372-nucleotide messenger RNA. RefSeq names its product Sdc1p (gene SDC1). The record is from RefSeq and is a predicted model, not a curated record. Bases 1 to 372 code for a protein of 123 amino acids. NCBI's taxonomy places the organism in Eukaryota, Fungi, Ascomycota, Saccharomycetes, Ascoideales, Ascoideaceae. The transcript has a single exon.
AUGAACAUCGAAGAAGACAACAACGUAAACUCAGAAUCUCAAAAUCUCUCCUCGGACCUCACAACUAAACAAAGUGACAACAAAAACUUGCUUUCUUUACCCAAAACCCCCUUCAAAUCAAUCCAAAAUAACGUCAAAAUCUCAACAAUCAUCCCAAAUAUCCCUCCUGAAAAAUUAGCCAAUCCUUCAAAGAUAACUAAUGGUGCUCCUGUAAGACAAUACCUAAAUAGCAACAUAACCCCAUAUCUACUACAAGGCCUACGAAUAAUAGCUCAUGAAAAACCAAACAAUCCACUAAAAGUUUUAGGCGAAUUUCUAAUUCAAAAAGAUCUCGAAAUCAAUAACAAUAACAAUAACAGCAACCAACAAUAA